GACGGGGAGGGGCUCUGAAGGCAGGCCGGGUCCUCCAGACUGGGGAGCAGGACGCUUGGGUUCUUUGUCCUGUUAGUCACUGACCUGCCUGCAUGACCUUGGACAAACCCACUGUCCCUUCUCCACAGUGAGAAGGAUGGUCACUGGAAGUUUGGGACUUUGGGUCUGAACAAAAGGCAGGUGCUUGGAAGAAAGGGGCUAGCGGAGACCGCAGGUGGUGUUUAUUCUUGGUGAGACCAAAGGAGAAUUGGAAGCCCUCUCCCUGGAGACUUCCCCUGCCCCUCAGGCUACACAGUGUCCCCGACUCAGUCAGAAUACUGUUUAUCCCUGAUAACUUACCUGCCUUGGUCCUUGCUCAUCUCUAAGAUAGCUGGAGAAUCUCCUGGGAAACUGGGAGUUCCAACAAAUUUAAAUAGUUCUCGAUUAAUAUGAAAAUCAUCAAUGAACACCUGGUGCUGGUCAGAGCAAAACGCUUUGCCAGAGAGAUCAUCCAGAGGGUGAGUGCAAAGGAUUGUUGUUAUAUGCCCCAGCUCGGGGCAUGGCUUCCUUGCCGGAACUUCGCUGUGGAAAACAGGGUGUCUCCUAAUAUCUAGACAAAACACAUGUAAACCUCGUGCCUCGUAUAAAGCAAACAGAGAAAAAGAUGGGGUCAUUAUAUAGGGAACUAUCAAAUGUGGAAACUCCCCCCUCCAAUGCAGGUCGGCACCUUCUAGCCCUAGAGGUGGCCACGGCAGAGGUGCCCAGCUCCAGUAGAAAUGGGGGCCACUAACCUCAUGAUGACUUAGAGAACCAUAUGGACAUAUUAACAUGAAUUAGAUUUUAGUUAUUACUGUGAACUCACACUAAUAUUAAUAUAAGCUUACACGUUAUUAUGAAUUUUGUUGUUGUUCAGUCUUUUUUCAGUCACGUCUCACUCUUCCUGACUCCAUUUGGGAGUUUCCUGGCAAAGAUUCUAGAUUGGUUUGUUGUUUCCUUCUCAGCUCCACUUUGCAGAUGAGGAAACUGAGGCAGACAGGAUUAAGGGACUUGCCUAGGAUCAUACAGCUAUUCCCCGAGGUCGUGCCUCUCAACAUUGGAGGGAUGUACUUCACCACACGCCUGUCGACACUGCGGCGCUACGAGGACACCAUGCUGGCAGCCAUGUUCAGCGGGCGCCACUACAUUCCCACCGACGCGGAGGGGCGGUACUUCAUCGACCGCGAUGGGACCCACUUUGGAGAUGUGCUUAACUUCCUUCGUUCUGGGGACCUGCCUCCACGGGACCGCGUACGGGCCGUGUACAAGGAGGCCCAGUAUUAUGCCAUCGGGCCCCUGCUGGAGCAGCUCGAGGAUGUGCAGCCGCUGAAGGGGGAAAAGGUGCGCCAAGCGUUCCUGGGGCUCAUGCCCUAUUAUAAAGAUCACUUGGAGCGGAUUGUGGAGAUCGCCCAGCUGCGGGCUGUCCAGCGCAAGGCACGUUUUGCCAAGCUGAAGGUCUGUGUCUUCAAGGAGGAGAUGCCCAUCACCCCCUACGAGUGUCCCCUCUUUAACUCCUUGCGCUUCGAGCGCAGCGAAAGUGACAGCCCCUUCUUCGAACACCACUGUGAAGUGGACGUGUCCUUCGGGCCGUGGGAGGCCGUGGCCGAUGUCUACGACCUGCUGCACUGCCUGGUCACGGACCUCUCUGCCCAGGGCCUCACAGUGGAUCACCAGUGCAUCGGGGUCUGCGACAAGCACCUGGUUAACCACUAUUACUGCAAGAGGCCCAUCUAUGAGUUCAAGAUCACAUGGUGACACUGAGCCAAGCUAUUGAGGAGGAUGUCAGUGUGAGUAGAGCGCAGAUUACUAACACCAGUGCUGGCAGUAACCCACAUUGGCCUCUGUCCCCCUGUCCCCUCCUGGUCCCGCCACAGAGCAUCGCAGUGUGCUUAAUUAGAAUCCACAUGGGUGAGACCCAGAAUGACUGGUUUUCGAAAGUCCCUGCAGCCCUGCUUGGGGGCUAACCUGGAUGCUGGGUGAGGACAGUGCCCCCCAUCUUUCUGGAAGGUCACUCUCUGUUACUCUGUCGUGCCGUGCUUUCAAUGACUGUGUUUCAUUAUGUGUCCUUCUGGGGAGAGGAGGGCUACCAGGAAGGGUCUUCCCUGGUUCUGUUUAGGGAAUUUUUUCUAGAGCUAGCAACAGACCCUUGGAUCAGGUCUUCCCUCUGUCUAGGACCUGAAGCGGAGUUGGAAGACAAGUAAAAAAUUCUGUAGUUCUAUAGCCAUUACACCAAAGGGGAGGAGGGGAAAAACCAGCCUCGGGUUCUGCCCUUGGGCUGAGGGAAUAACACCCCUUCUCUGGGGAAAUUCUUCUUGCCUCCAGGGAGUUCCUCUGUGGGGCCUUUUCUGUCCCCCAGCUCCUCUGUGAUUUGUCAUUGAGGUCUAAGCCAGGAGGGCACAAGUUCCCAAGAGAGCCUUAGAAUUCCCCCCCCUCGUCACUACUAACAAUGGAGUUUAUUUGAAUUCUUGCAACUUCUUGGGACCCACUGCCCCCUACCUUUAAACAUACAGCCGGAAGUGUUCUCUUCAGGGACGGGCCAGGAGAAAAGACUCAGUGGACUGAGAUGGGGCUCAUAGAUUUUGAGCUGGAACAGGCUUGAGACCAAUCGUCUAGUCCCCUCCUUUUGCAAGUGAGAAAACCGAGGCUCCGAGAGUGAACUUGUCCAAGUCAUAACAGACUGAAGGUGGGAUUUGAACACAGCUCUCUGUCUUCAAUUGCUCUUUCUACUGUAUCAUAGGUUACUGGAGAAAGGAGUUCUCAAAGGUCAGGAUGCAGGCAGAGGAAAGUGAAAGACCAGAGUAGGAGUUUCCCCCAAGGUUGGUUUCCCAUGGGUCUCUGGCUGGCAGGUGAAGAAGGCAAGACCCAGGUCUGGGCUGUUGGCUGGAUCCCUCCCCAGCUGAGCUGGCUGGUGUCAGCUGGCCCAGAAGGAGAAGAGUGGUCAUCUCCUUGCCCACACCGUUCAUGCAGAUGCUCCCUCUGGGUUGGCUCAUUGGCCCACCAUGCUGCUGGCAGCCAGUCCUGCCCUCCUGCCGGGCCUACAGCCCGAUGGGGGCUUUCUGGGGAUGCUCAGGUUGGGUCAGACGAUUGCCCUCCGGGUGGUUUGUAGCUCUGCCUGAGCCCCUGGCAGCGCUGGUCCUGGUGGCGGUGGUGCUGUAGAAAGGGUCAAGGUCACUGGGCAGGAGCAUUCUGCAUGCGGCCUUGGGCUCAGUACUCAGGGGUGACCCCAUUUUGAAAGAGUUAAAAAUAUCUUCCCACAUUGUAAGCUCUCUGCUCUCAGAAAGGACCACACACACACACACACACACACACACACACACACACACACACAUUCACACUUU
This is a messenger RNA of Antechinus flavipes (yellow-footed antechinus), 3353 nucleotides long. It is a transcript of the gene KCTD7, whose product is annotated as potassium channel tetramerization domain containing 7. The transcript is spliced from 5 exons. Bases 994 to 1770 code for a protein of 258 amino acids. Gene Ontology annotation, molecular function: protein binding. Gene Ontology annotation, biological process: protein homooligomerization. NCBI's taxonomy places the organism in Eukaryota, Metazoa, Chordata, Mammalia, Dasyuromorphia, Dasyuridae. The record is from RefSeq and is a predicted model, not a curated record.